Messenger RNA from Rotaria sp. Silwood2, 3624 nucleotides. NCBI's taxonomy places the organism in Eukaryota, Metazoa, Rotifera, Eurotatoria, Philodinida, Philodinidae. The record is from the annotation of a GenBank genome assembly.
AUGUUCACAGAAGUUUUUCAGUUGAUCACCGAUGAUUUAAGCAUACCAUUGAAAAAGCUGACUGAUGAUCGUGCAAAUUCACAUAGUUUAGUUGAGCAUUUGAAGGCUAGUGCAAAUGAAUACUGGAAUAUUGCUGUUGAAUAUGAAUAUGCGAGAAAACAUGAAUGGAUUAGUGUGAAACAGUUAAAACGAACAGAAUUGAUGAGUUUCGACGAUGAGAAACUAGCAAAUCAUCAGCACUAUUAUGCAAUUAUUGCAUAUGAAUAUUACAGAGCUGCAUUAAGAGAAUUCAAAGCAAUAGCUUGUAAAGAGAAACUUGUCGAAGAAGCUGAAUUGAAUAAGUGCAUUGCUCUUUCGCUAUCCAUGGCAGGGGCUAGUCGACAGUUCGAAGUUCAAAUAUAUGCCAUUAUUGGCAUUUAUUUGUUAGUAGCAAAUGACAAAGAUUGCUUUUGUCGCGAAAGUUUCGAAACACUGCAAAAGCUUUUACAAAAAAUCUGUUGGACAAAAACAUCUCCAUCCACAGCUUCAGUCAACACUGGUCAAAUCGAAAAAGAUAAAUCAACGUUGAAUAAAGCGGUGAUGGCUUACAGCCAGGGUUCUAUUACAUUACAACAGUUUCAAAGUGCGCUUUCCUCCGAAUUACGAUUUACUAUUUUCAACAAAUAUUCGCCUUCAGGCAUGACAGAAAUAGAAGAAAUCAUGAGACCGAGCAGUGUAUCUAGCAGUGUUGGCAUUGGUGUUUUAUAUCUUAUUGGCGAUAUUUUAUUAGGACAUGAAUUUUAUCAUAAAAAACAACCAGAUUUAGAAAAGUCUCAAAUUCGAGAAGUUCUAAAUAAAAUUAUGAACAAUGCCCUCGACUAUUACAGUAAAGGACAAUAUAGUAACUUUCUACAUUCUUUAACGACUUCGUAUUCUGUGAGGAAAAUAUUAAUCGGAAUAAAACAAAUACAACAUGGUAAUAAAUAUAAGAUAUCUCUUGACAUUCGGCCUGCAAUAAUCGUAAGCGAACUUUUAGGUUAUAAAUUUUCACCUGAAGGUAUUGCCAACUUUCUAAUUUUGCUUGGUGAAGUUUUACUUAGUGUACCUGAGUUGAAACCAAAACAAAAGUUGCCUGCUGACAUAUGUUUAGAGUUACCGAACUAUUUUGAUUUCAUACAUUGCGCAACAUUACUAUUUGAUGAAGUCUCAAAAAAUACGCAGCUGACAGAAGAAGUGAACAAUUUUGAAGGUAAAGUUAAAUUAGAUCUUUUACUUAAGAAAAAAAAUCACAUUGAAUAUCUUGAGAAAACCUCGUCAAAUCAUACUUAUUCUAUGUCAAACAGCUAUAUUAAAGAAAAAUCAAAGAUAUCUGCCAUUGCUCGUUUAAAAGAACUGAGAAUUGUUGCAAAAGUUAAUUAUGUCAUUGCUAAAUUAAUAGCCGGAGGCGCAGAGAAUUUACAACACAGUGUCAAUAUGAUUAAAAGUGUUAAACAAGAAUUAGAAGAAAACUUGACAGAAGAUAAAAUGUUUGUCGUAGCUGAAAUUCGUCUUCAAGCAUUAACAGAUAUUUUAUCUACAUUUGGCUUUAUUGACCAUAUAUCGUCUGCUAGCAUUGAAGUAAUUUUUCCUCAUGAGAAAUCUGUACAAUUAGCAAGUGAUGUUGAUAUAAAAAAUAUCGACAAAUUUGUAACUGACGACGGAAAAUUUUCACAUUGUGAACCAGUCGUUUUAUUAGAUGACGACGAAAUUGACGACUUUCUAUUGUUGGAUGAAGUUGUAGGUCGAAGUCUAAUAUUAAAUAAAACAAAAUUUAUUAAAAACGUUUGUGGUAGCUAUUACAAUAAUGUCGAACCACUAAAAUCUUGGAUAACAGAAAUAAUAAGCAAAGAAAAUCUUUUGAGCAUCAAAGAAUGGAAAAGUUCGUUUUUAGAACGAAAAUAUUCAUUGACAUUUCAAUAUUUACCGUUUUUAUCUGUAAUGUACAACCUAAUAUUUCAACCGUGUACUGUUCAAUCGCAUCCUCAACAUAAACUUGUAUUUGCUCCCACUAAAGAAAUGAUAGAUUUUUCCAAAGGCUCAGCAAAAAUUUCUAUUUAUGUUCUAACGGAAAAAAAGAAUGAUUCUGGAUAUGCUAGAGAGAUAAAAGGCUUUUUUGUAGCCUGCGACGUUUCGUUAAGUUAUAUUUAUAAUCAAUUGGAAUCUACUAGUGAUCGAAAACUCAAAGUUGAUUUGCUAAAUCAAAUUGCAUUUUAUCAUCGGUGCCAAGCCGAAAAACUCGAUAAAACGCAUCAUUUAGACUCAUUACAACAAUGGAGCCGUGCGCAGAAAUUUUAUAAUGAGUCAUUGACGCUUAAUAGCAGUCACUUAUUAGCAAUGUUAGGCUAUGCUACCUGUUUGAUAAAGUUAAAUAAAUACACAUUAGCUGAGAAAUUUCUAGUAGAAAAUGCUGAAAGAAAAGCAUAUUUUUGUGAUUCUCCAGAAAGAUGGUUUCUAGUAGGUGUUUUAAAACGUAAAUUACAGAAAUAUGACGAAGCGAAAGAUGCUAUUGAAAAAGCGUGCUGUUUGAAAAAAGAUUAUGUCGAAGCAAAACAUGAAUUAGACUUGAUAUUGAAAUUAAAAAAAGAUACAGUUACAGAACGAAUUAAACUUUACAAAAAAAUGAGCUUAGCUCAUGCCGAACCUAAUACCCAACAAUAUAAUAUUCUUUCUAUUGAUGGUGGUGGUAUAAGAGGGUUGAUACCAGCCAUGUGGAUAAGUGAAUUAGAACGAAGAACUGGAAUGUCUAGCAGUUCAAUGUUCCAUAUGAUGGCUGGAACGUCAACAGGAGCAAUUGUAACUGCUUGUCUUUCGUUACCAGAUACACCCGGUAUCAGACAACCUCGUUAUAAAGCUGUAGAUAUCGUUAAAUUGUACAGAUCCCAUUCUGAGAAGGUCUUUACUCGUGCAACACGCAUGCAAAGUCUAUUUGGUCUUAAGCAUGCAUAUCUCGAAGAAGAAAAAAAGACUUUGUUUAGUGAUUAUUUGGGUGAUGCCCGGCUAUCGCAAACACUUAAUGACCUUAUCAUAACGGCAGUUAACUCCGGUAACACUACUACAGAAUUAUUUCGUCGAAGUGAUAGCCUAGCUGAUCCUAGUAGAGAUCAUAAACUUAGUGAUAUUCUCAUGUGCACAACAGCUGCACCUACCUAUUUUCCACCUUACAAAAUGAACGAUUCUGUCUUUGUCGAUGGUGGAGUCCAAGCAAAUAAUCCAGCAAUGAUUGCAUACUCUGAAGCAUGCGCUAAGAAAAUCAAUCGUGAUAAUAUUUUUCUUUUAUCUCUUGGUACUGGUGAUUAUGUGCCAGAUCCAUUGCGUCCGAGUGCUGAGCGAAGUCUUUUAUUUUGGGCAUAUAAUAAUUCUAAUGUUUUAAAAGUCAUUUUUGAUGGUCCGCAAAAUAACAUUGAUUGUCAAUUGAGUAAUAUGUUAGAUAAUGAUAAAUAUCAUCGAUGGCAAAUUUGGCUUGAAAAGCCAAUUGUACUUGAUGAUAUACGAAAAGAAACAUUGGAUCAUCUGACAGAACUUGCUCAUGCCCAUUUUGAAGAAAUGGACGCUUUUGAUGACAAUAAUCGAUUAGGUAAACUUAUCGAACGAUUAAAAAAUCAUUAG